AUGGGACUGCCGCCACCAGGCCCGCCAUGGUCCUCCGCCGCGUGCCUCCGCACCCGCCAUGGCCGCCGCCGCGCGGCUCCACCUCACCAUGACGGAUCACCGCGCACCCCUCCGCGUGGCAAGGAGGUGGUGGCGGUGGACCGAAUCUGGCUGCCGCGCCCGGCUGUCUCCGGCGCGCGGGCCAGCGAGCCAGCUCCAACACGCCUAGCGUCGCGCCUGGCCGCCACCGGCACACGGGCCGGCGAGACAGCUCCACCGCCUGUGCAGGGAGGGGAGGAGAGGAGAGAAGAGGAGAGUGAGGGCCCGCCAUGGACCUGCAGGGAGGAGAGGAGAGUGAGGGCAGCGCCUUGCGCCGGCGACUGGGGUGCGAGGAGAGGCGCUAGCGAGGGGGGUGCGAGGAGCGGUGCCGGCGAGGGCGUGCACUGGGAGAGCAGGGGGUGCGAGGAGGAAGAUAGAAGAGAGAGAGGUGGUGGCCCACCUAUCUACAAGAAGAUCAAGCACUUGCGUGCCCUGGCCACGCGGACUGCUACUGGAGGGGCGGCGCAACAGGGGUGGCGUGCCCUGGCCGUCCGCGGCUCUUGGGGCGCCGGCUCCUGGUGGCUGCUGCAGGACGCCGAUUCCAAGGAGCGGCGGCUGUAG
Panicum virgatum (switchgrass) is the source of this 639-nucleotide messenger RNA. RefSeq lists its product as uncharacterized. The transcript has 2 exons. The record is from RefSeq and is a predicted model, not a curated record. NCBI's taxonomy places the organism in Eukaryota, Viridiplantae, Streptophyta, Magnoliopsida, Poales, Poaceae. The coding region runs from base 1 to 639 and encodes 212 amino acids.